This is a messenger RNA of Aspergillus aculeatinus CBS 121060, 2907 nucleotides long. RefSeq lists its product as uncharacterized. The transcript is spliced from 3 exons. Lineage: Eukaryota; Fungi; Ascomycota; Eurotiomycetes; Eurotiales; Aspergillaceae. The coding region runs from base 1 to 2907 and encodes 968 amino acids. The record is from RefSeq and is a predicted model, not a curated record.
AUGAACGACCAAUUUAGCGUGGUCGUGACGCAGCUCAGGAGUCGUGGAAAGGUCAAUGACUUUGAACUCGAGAGUCUGUGCAGGGAAUGCCUCUCAGAGUCCAGGAAUCUCGAGCAGAUCCUAAGCAACCUGAGAGACAACGGAAACAAGUUCAAGAAGUUCUUCGCGAUUUGGUGGGCGGAGGGCAAGAUCACAGACCUCAAAACCAAGCUUGAGAAGUAUGAAAGCCGACUAAACUUGCUCAUCAGCGUGAGAGUAAGCGACUCUGUCAAAACCAUCAAGGAACGCACCGCAGAAAUCCUGAAGUACACCCAGUUCUGCAACGGGCUGGACGAGAGGACGACUGCCAUUGAACAGAAAGUGGACGAAAAUACGAUUGCCAUUCAAAAAGGAUUCAAAGAACUGACGGCUGAUGUCGCCCCUAUUCGAGUGGACAGGUUUGUCCUUGAGCAGCUAGCAUAUGCUGGUAUGGGCUCUUGGUACAUGAGGGUUGACACAGCAUACACCCAGACCCUGGAGUGGUUGGUUGAUGAAGCCGUCAUGCCUUGCAAGGAAAACCAAACUUGGUGCGAAGAGACGCGCAAAGAGUUCGUCCAUUGGCUCAAAAAGGGCCAAGGAAUCUUUCAUAUCACAGGCAAGCCUGGCUCGGGGAAAUCAACCCUCAUGAAAUUUCUCUGCGAGUCACCGCACCCACGGAAGCAUCUGGAUGCGUGGGCUGGCCAAAAAAGUCUCGUGGUAGCGAGGUAUUUUAUUGGGAAUGGGAAGCCUCCGCCAAGCGAGCAGGACGCCAACAAUGAACACAACCGGCAGGGAUUGAUCCGUGGACUUCUCCAUUCUAUCCUCACUCGAGCACCUGAGUUCACCCCCGCCAUAUUCCCAGAGCUAUCCGAAGGCAAACUCCCGCCGCUGAGCGAUAACGGUUUCGAGAAAGCCGUGGAAAAACUCCAGCAGAAAAAUAAUAUAUACGACGACCACAAGCUCGUCAUCUUUAUCGACGGCUUGGAUGAAUUCAAGGGUGACCGCAUUCGGCUAUGCGAUAACCUCAUGGACUGGGCUUCUCAUAUGCCCGCCGACGUCAAAAUCUGCGUGUCGAGCCGCGAGGAAGUGCAGUUCGAGAAGCGGCAUCGAUUGUCCGGCACAUUCCGGCUCCAGGAUGUGAAUUACACGGACAUUUCUAGAUUCGUGCGUGGCAGAUUGAAUGGCCACACUUGCUACCGGAAUUGGAGCGACCACGAUCGGCUAGAUUUAGAAACAUGCAUCGUAAGAAAGGCAGAGGGGGUAUUCUUGUGGAGUCGGCUGAUAAUGGGAGAACUCGAGCGUGACAUUGACGGUGACGCUAGACUGGAUGACCUUAAGAGCCGGGUCAAGGAACUCCAUGGAGAGUUACCGGACCUGUUCCAGCACAUUAUAACCUCAAUCCUGAAGAGCAGAUCGAGAUAUGCAUUUGCCUUGAUGAAGAUGGUCCUUGUGGCGUCCCUUCCGUGGUCCUUGUCUCUCUUUUCCUUCUUGGAGAAGUACCUCGAGGAUCCGAAUUUCGCAUAUACUCUAAGACUUGAUACCGAAGUUGAGGGAGAGGAGAAACUCCUCGCGCGACUCGAACGAACCAAAGCGCAUAUCAAUCGCCGAUGUCGGGGGCUUCUGGAAGUAUCGCACCGUCAAGUGACCCGUAAAACAACGGUCGCGUUCGCGCAUCGAUCAAUCCCCGAAUUCCUCAUACAAGAGCCCACGUUCACUCAAUACCAGGCGUUUCCUGAUGGGUGUGAUGUACUGGAUGCGUUGAGCCAGAUACUGCUGGCCGACCUCACAUGCCGUGCCACAUACAGCAGAUUGCAGCGACGCACCUUGAAACAGUGGCGCCAGCCCGUCAUGCUAUCGCGUUCCACGCGAGAGGUCUCCUGCAAGACCACAUUGCCAUACGCGAUUGAGGAUUUCUCGUUGUAUAUCCCUUGUCAAGAAUUCUGGACCGAUGUUAGAAAUGUCCAUCAGCUUCUCAAGGCUCUGGGUAGACUAGAUCAAACUCCGCGGCGGUCGGAGAGGAUCGCCCGAUUCCUGAUUACAGUUGCUAGAGCUAUUGAACACACUCUUCCGUCUGAAUUCGACUUUCGAUUGAUCUUUUGGCGGAAACCGUCGCCAGUUCCUGUUCCGGAUCCGGUGCUCAAUCCAGGAGAGAAAGAUCCAGAGGCCAGUGUGAGUGUCGAGGUACUGUCCCAAAUCCUCGCUGCAUGCAAUGGGAUAAUAUGGCCCGAGGGUCUAGAUGUUCUCGGGCAAAAGAUUCCAUUCAACACGCUAGCCUACAACGCCAUUAUCGCAACGCAGGCAGAGGAUUCCCACUUGACGUGGGGCCUCAUCGCGACUCUCAAGACCUUUCUGUCUCGAGGUUUCUCACUAGACAGUCCUGCCGACCUCGAUGAUGCGGUAAACCUUUCACAUUGGGAAUGCUUCCUGGCCGAGGCCUUAGCUUACACACCUGACUUUCUAAAGCUUCGGCGCCUCUUUCCUCUGUUCCAUCUUUUCUUGCUAUGCGGUGGUGACCCGCGUUUGAAUUUCAAGAUCAGGCUGGAAGCGCAGUCUAGCCGUGCGCAACGUCAGAGCAACCCGUCGCGUGGUGCGCUGGGCCUUGUGGCCGGGGCGAGCGAGGAGAGCAAGGAAAACUGGUACCAUUUCCGACAACCCAAACCUGUCGCUACUUUGGGAGCGCUCCGAGAUAGGCUUCGAGACGAAUUCUCUCUUGAAGAAAUUUUCAGAUUACUGGUUCCACGGGAAGAAGCACCCACACUCCACGAACUAGUCGCCCUACGGCUGGCUGACCUUUCGCCACAAGAACAAGCAUCGAGGAUCGCAGAGCUGAAGCCACGUGUCGAACGGAUGCUCACUGUUGAGGCCAUCAAGGAGGCACUUCGUCUCUAG